AUGUCCCACCUACUACAGCCAAUCACAAUCGGCGACAUCAUUCACCUGCGCAACCGUGUGUGUAUGGGGUCCAUGACACGCAACCGCUGUACCGAUCACUCGAAGCCGACACCGACAGUUGCCACUCACUACGCAGACCGGGCUCGGGACGGCACCGGUUUGAUAGUGGCAGAAGGAACGUUCAUCUGUCCGCAUGGAGCGGAAUGGCCCAAAGCCCCGGUCAUGUUUGACAAGAGCCACUCGGUUGCUUGGAAAAUGGUGACAGAUGCCGUUCAUCGGGAGGGGGGAAAGAUUCUUUUCCAGCCAUGGCAUCCUGGUGGAUACACCGAGAACAUCACGGAAAUCAAAGACCCGAAGGCUAUCAUUGAACAGUUCCGACAGUCAGUUGUUUUGGCGAAAGAGGCUGGUUUCGAUGGAAUUGAAUUGCUCUCUCAGGGUGGUUAUCUUCUGCAUAAUUUCCUCUGCAGUCAUUCCAACCUUCGAACCGAUGAGUACGGAGGCUCCGUGGAAAACCGAUGCCGCUUCCCCCUGGAAGUACUCGACGCCAUCAUCUCAGUCUGGGGACCACGAGCCGUCGGCAUCAAAAUCUGCCCAUCUGAUGACUACAACGAUACAAUGGUAUCUUAUGAAGAAUUGUCGGAGACCUAUAAUUAUUUCAUCCAAGCUUUGAUGACUCGCAACUUGGGCUUCAUUAACCUGUCACGGCGAGGAUAUGAUGUCGGCAGGAAUCAAGAUGAGUUUUUCGUGUCCAAGCCCCGACCCGCUCAGUAUGCUUUGCCGCCAAAUUACGAGCCCCUGAAGCAGUUCGGACACAUGAUCAAGUACCCCGGCAGUACGACUGCGCUUAUGGUGAAUCAUGAAUACACUAUUCAGGAAGCAGAUCACCUCGUCAAAUCGGGUCUGAUCGACAUGCCCCAAUUUGCCAGGCCAUUUAUCUACAAUCCUGUUCGUUGA
This is a messenger RNA of Penicillium olsonii, 954 nucleotides long. The record is from the annotation of a GenBank genome assembly. Lineage: Eukaryota; Fungi; Ascomycota; Eurotiomycetes; Eurotiales; Aspergillaceae.